Molecule: messenger RNA, 7236 nt
Organism: Xenopus laevis (African clawed frog)
Lineage: Eukaryota; Metazoa; Chordata; Amphibia; Anura; Pipidae
Gene: synrg.L
Product: synergin, gamma L homeolog
Exons: 19
Coding region: 98-3562 (1154 amino acids)
Cellular component (GO): clathrin coat of trans-Golgi network vesicle
Source: RefSeq, a predicted model, not a curated record
UUAAUUUUGUAGAAGGUCAGGCGCCAAGGGCAACUAAAACAGGGCAGCGUAAACUAAACCGGAAGUGAUUCCGAGUACAAACAAUUCUGUGUCAGACAUGUCAUCUGAGCAAUAUGAGAAGCUCAAUGAGCUCUUUAAGGGACUGAACACGAAUUCACAGGAAAUCCCACAAAGGCUGCAGAACUGCUGCGGAGGUGGGAUGCAAGAGCAAACACAAGGGUUUCCAAUGAUAUCUGUGAUGCCACCAGGCAUGCAGAAUAUGAUGGGAAUUCGAUAUCCAGCCCAGAUUUCACAUGGGACCAUGACUAUGCAGGGUCGAAUGCCGAUGGGACCUAUGCAGGGCACAGCAGCAUCUUUCAUGGGGCAGCCUUCUUUUAUAGGAAUGCAUCAUCCAGCUCCUCAGUAUUCCAUGGAGAUGCAAAAGCAGUUUGCAGAAGAGCAACAGAAGAGGUUUGAACAGCAACAAAAAAUGUUUGAGGAAGAAAGAAAAAGGAGACAGUUUGAAGAACAAAAACAAAAAUUACGGAUGCUAAGUAGCGUAAAGCCCAAGACUGGUGAAAAAAGCAAAGACGAUGCAUUGGAAGCUAUUAAAGGAAACUUAGAUUUUUUUUCAAGAGAUGCAAAAAUGCACCCUCCUCCUGUGCUACAUACCAAGCCAACAGGUGGAAUUUUCCCAGCACCUAACACCAUGACGCCAAAGCUACCAUCCUGGAUCCAUAAUGAUAAUCUUGUCCCAGAGUUUUACAAGAACAUUUUAGAAACCACAAUGACGGCUACUGGAAUAGAUACAGCGAAACUAUAUCCUAUAUUGAUGUCAUCAGGUCUUCCCAGAGAGACUUUGGGGCAGAUCUGGGCUUUAGCUAAUCGGACAAUGCCAGGAAAACUUGCAAAAGAAGAACUGUACAUUGUUUUAGCAAUGAUAGCCAUUGCUCAGAGAGGAGGACCUGCUCCCAAUCUGGAUGUUCUGACCCAGAUUCCAUCUGCUCCCAUACCUGUUUUAAGUGGUUUUCCAGUGGCUUUGCCAACCCCAUCAAAUCAGCUGCAUAUGAUGUCUACAGGACCUGCUUUGACGUUAACUCCUGUCCAGCAAGCUACAGUAAUGAACAAAUCUUCAGUAGCAGGGGAAACGGCAUCAAAUUUAUUAAACACUUUCACACCUUCCUUCCUUGCUCAUAAGCCUGUUAAAUUGGAAGAUGAUGAUUUUCAGGAUUUUCAAGAUGCCUUUAAAACUGGACCCCUAAAUGUCCCAUCAGACUUCCAAAGUGACAUUUCAAUAAAUAAAAAACCUCAGAUACAUAACAGCAGUAAAAAAUUGAUUAUGCCAAUUUCUGGUACAGCCGUUCCAUCUGCCUCUGUUGAUAAAUAUGCUGUCUUUAAAGAAAUCACAAUGGAAAAGCCUUCUGAUAACACAUCUACAUUUGAAGGAGAGAGCUUUGCAAACUUCAAGUCUUCUUCGGCUGAAGGUUCCAUUGACACUAAAGCCUCAGAUAGUAUAUUAACCUCUGAUCUUUCUGCAGACAUGGCAAAUUUUUUGUCACCAUCUCCUAUUAUACCUCUUCCACAGAAAACGACAGGUCAACAUAAACCUUUAAUAAAUGCUUCAGACAUUGAUCCUUUCUCACUUGCAGUAACAUCUACAACAUUCAAUCAUCCCUUGCCAACCACAAUCCCCUUAUUAAGGCCUGCAACAUCCAAUGUACAUUUUGUUUCAUCAACUGAUACUGUUUCUUCAAUGACUUCUACUGUUUCAUGUGAAUUUGGAGAUUUUGCACUUUGUGAGGCUUCUUCUGGUUCCCAGAAUGACUUUGCUGAUUUCAGGGCUUUUAACAAUGACAACAGUGUUUUAGAACAAGAUUUUGAAGACAAAUAUAAAUCAUUUAAUACAGUACAAAGUACAUCUAGUAUGCAGUCUUAUACAGCAACCACUGCUCAAGCAAAACACCAUACAACAUCAUCUGUUACAAAUAAUUAUGAUACCCCUAAACCAUAUUGUUUGAACAACUCCAGUUUAAUGCAUGAUGAUAUCAAGGACAUAGUUUUCCCUGCUAGAGACCAUUCCUUUGCCGAUUCGCUUGCUGAAAAGGUCUCUGUGAUGGAGAACAGCAAUGAAAGAUCAUUUGUGGACAAGAUUGCAGCUUUUAAACAGAACAGAGAGGACUCUGCUUCUAUUAAAUCUCUUGAUCUUCCUUCUAUCAGUGGCAGCAGCAUUGGUAAAGAAGAUUCAGAAGAUGCACUCUCACUUCAGUUUGAUAUCAAAUUGCCAGAAACGGAGGGGAAUCUGAAGCAUGUGAUGUCUGAUGGCUAUCUGGAUUUGCAAUCAAGUGGUGGUCAAAGUCUGUCUCUAGCAGAUAUGGAUGAUUUUAAAGGAGGGAAUAAUCAACUGGAAAGCAAUGACUGGUUUGAAAAGGAUUUCAUACUAAAUCAACACUGCAGCACCAGUGAUCUCGCUGUUUUGCAAGAAAAAGUGUCUUCCUUUGGAGACCCUACAGCAGCCAUAUCAAAGAUGAAUACAUUUACAAAUGAAAGCUUCUUUAAAGAAGGGAAAAGUACUAUAAAGCCCUUGGAAGAACUAAAUGAGGACUUUUUCAAUAAGAAAGAGGAAGAUGUGUCUGCUCUUAGUCUGGAACAAGACACAAAGAGCCAUGAAAAGCCUUCUAUUUGCAUUGCUCCUGAGGACAAAAAUAGUAGUGAUUUUGGAGAGUUCCAAAGAGAAAAAACAAAAAUAAGUAAGUUUGACUUUUUAAUGGCCACCUCUCAGGGAAAAGUAAAGUCAAGUGAAGAAAUGAUUAAAAAUGAGCUUGCAACGCUGGACUUGUGUGCUCAAGGAUCCCAUAAAAGAAGUUUAAGCCUUGGUGACAAAGACAUCAAUCCUGCCCUUUUAUCUGCUCCUGAGAAGCCUCGUGACCGUUCAAAUACACUAAGUGAAAAGCCAGCAUUGCCUGUCAUCAGGGAUAAGUACAAAGAUCUUACUGGAGAGGUAGAGGAAAGUGAGCGAUAUGUAUAUGAAUGGCAAAGAUGCCUAGAAAGCGCCCUUAAGAUUAUCGCAAAAGCUAAUGACACUCUCAAUGGAAUAAGUAGCUCAUCUGUGUGCACAGAAGUUAUUCAGUCUGCACAGGGCAUGGAAUAUCUGUUAGGUGUUGUAGAAGUCUACAGAGUUACUAAAAGAGUAGAACUGGGCAUUAAGGCUACAGCUGUAUGCAGUGAGAAACUUCAGCUAUUACUAAAAGAAAUAGACAAACUCUGGAACAACCUAAUUGGAUUCAUGUCACUAGCCUCAUUAAUGCCAGAUGAAAGUGCUUUAGACUUUUCUUCCUGCAUGCUGCGGCCAGGAAUAAAAAAUGCUCCGGAGCUGGCAUGUGGAGUGUGCUUACUAAAUGUAGACUCUCGCAGUAAGAAAGAAGAGAACCCUGCACUGGAACAUCCUAGAAAAGCAUUUAAUUCAAAAAAUGAUAACUUUAAGCUUUCCUAUGGUGGGCACCAGUAUCAUACCAGCUGUGCAAAUUUCUGGAUCAACUGUGUACAGCCCAAACCACCCGGACUCCUCCUGCCAAACCUAUUAUAGGAAUAUAAUGGAUUCAUACUGGAACUCUCAUAAAGAGAUUACAAUAUUCAUGAAUGCUGCUGAUCAAGAGUCAGGAAAUGGAGUGAGAGAGGCUUACAAUUAAAAAUUAGGAAUUUCUCAAAUCAAAACUAAGCAAAUCUUGCACUAAUCACUGCCAUUGUGUGCCCUGCUGUACAUUUAUUUUAUUGUAAAUAUCUCGGCAAAUUCAGGAAAGAAUGAAAGCCAGUUACAGCUUAUGAAGGUACCUAGGCAUUCUUUUAUUGUCAGAUUUUUCCCUUGGGCGAGUGUAAGGAUUGAGGGGGGAUUUUGACAGCCACAAUGUAAAAAGUAUUUUUAAAUAAUUUCUGUUUUUUUUAACUUGUUGACAGCAUGUUCAGUAAAACCAGAAAGACUUAUUUAGAGCAUGGCAUGAUUAAACAAGCUAAAGUGGUGAAUUGUUGCCCACAGUGUCCGUAAGUAAAAAUAUGUUUUACAAUCCAAAGCUUUCAAAAUAAUUGAAGAAACUCCUUUAGUCUCUAUCUUUACUGCCUUGUAAGCAGUAGCAGUUCUUGUAGUUCCACCUGAGGCAGCUUGACAUGGAGAACCCGUUGACCCUUACUGCCACAGCAAACCACACCCUGCUCUUUCUAAAUUCUCCACAGAAGAUUCUAGAUCAUUUAUUCAGUUGUAUUCUUAUUCAGCUAGGAAUUAGCAUGCCCUAAAUAACACACACGUGUAUGUGUGUAUAUGGGUGUGUGUGAUAUAUAUAUUAUUUAUUUUUAUGUAGUACUGUAUAUAUACAAACUGUCAAACUUUGCACAAAUGGGUAGGGAUGCUUUUUUUGUGAUUAUACAUGGCUUAUAUGUUAUACAGUGUUCUGUCAUCCGUGGUAUCGAAGGGAAAAAAUGUUCCCCCUUUGAAAUUCAGUUUGGUUUAUGUAAAAAACAUUGUUGGCAGUUCAAAUAGUGUUUUAACAUUUCUUUGGCAUGAUCCAAGUUGAGUGAGUUUAUGUCAAAAAGGGGGUAUUGUGUCCCAUUAAUAACAAAAACGGAUACUGACACGUUCCAUGAAGGUUCAGAAUGUAGCAUUCAGAAAUAGGCAUGUAAAUUGCAAAUACACUGGGAAAAAAGGAAUGCUUGUUCUGUGCCCUCACACGCAAACAAUUGUGCUGUACCCAUACUGAGCCACUUUUUUUUUUUUUUUCCAAGAAAUACAAAUCCACAAGAAAAAUAAAUCAAGAUCAAAUACUCACACAAAAUACACUCACACAUACGUGUAAUGCAAGGAAUGAUGAACAAUUUCUAGCAUGGCAUGAUUAAAGUGGUGAAUUGUUGCCCACAGUGUCAGGCCCGGAUCUGUGGAAAGGCCACCUAGGCCCAGGCCUAGGGCGGCAGUAUUUUAGGGGGGGCGGCAUGCUGCCCAACCACACCCAUAUUGGUUCAAAAACACUGGGGAUGCGCUGGAGAUACAAUCAUUUUUUAAAUUUCCCAUGCGCCAAUCCCCAUUGCUCCAGUCCAGAUGAUGAAAGGGUAGGGGACAGGGGCGACGAAUGGCAGUGGGCCUAGGGGUGCCCACUAUGUAAAUCCGGCUUGCACAGUGUUAAGUAAAAAUAUGUUUUACAAUCCAAAGCUUUCAAAAUAAUUGAAGAAACUCCUUUAGUCUCUACCGUUACUGCCUUGUAAGCAGUAGCAGUUUGGCAACUUGACUAGGAGAACCCGCUGACCCUUACUGCCACAGCAAACCACACCCUGCACUUUCUAAAUUCUCCACAGAAGAUUCUAGAUCAUUUACUCAGUUGUAUUCUUAUUCAGCUAGAAAUUGGCAUGCCCUAAAUAACACACACACACAUAUUAUUAUUAUUUAUUUUUCUGUAGUACUGUAUAUGUAUAGAAACUGUCAAACUUUGCACAAAUGGGUAGGGAUGCGUUUCGGGAUUAUACAUGGUUUAUGUUAUACAGUGUUCUAUCAUCUCUAGUAUUGAAGGGAAAAAAAUAUUCCCCCAUUGAAAUUCAGUCUGGUUUAUGUAAAAAAACUAAUUGUCGGCAGUUCAAAUAGUGUUUUAGCACUUCUUUGGCAUGACCCAAGUUGAGUGAGUUUAUGUCAAAAAGGGGUAUUGUGUGCCAUUAAUAACAAAAACGCAUACUGACAUGAGAGUUCAGAAUGUAGCAUUCAGAAAUAGGCAUGUAAAUUACAAAUACACUGGAAAAAAAGGAAUGCUUGUUCUGUGCCCUCACACGCACACAAUUGUGCUGUACCCAUACUGAGCCACUGAUUUUUUUGAACACAUACUUGUAAUGCAAGGAAUGAUGAACAAUUUGUGUGCAUACAGUUCCAAGGGCAUCAACUUGAGGUUUUCUUUGUUGUAUAAAAAGAAGCACUGAAUGGAUUGGGGGCAUUGAGAUUCUCAUCGUGUUCAUAGCCUAAAGCUGGCCACAAAUUGACAAAUUUUGCCCACUUAAAACCUCUGGAAAAUAAUAAAAUUAUCAAGAGGACCCGGUUGUAAAACAAACUGUAAUAUAAAAAUGUUCUAUAAAUGUUCUAAAUGUUGAUUUAUGAUGUUUCUUGUAUAUUUUCUGUCACCCUAAUAACAUAAUUUGUCAGUACUCCAUUUUAAUCUAAUCUAAUACAACAAAGGUGUUAUACUGUAUAUGAGCCAAUAGAAAAGCAUUACAUGAUUUUAAAGGAGAAGUAAAGGUAAAAUCACUGAGAGCACUACUUCGCCCAGUGAUUGUUAUUGGUAAGCUGCUACUACAGAUCAGCACAAAAAAUACAUAGGCCUGGGCUACUUCUCACUCUGCCAUUUUCUGUUGUCUCAAGCUUUCUUAGCCCCCUAUUCUGUACUGUGCAUGGGUGCAUUCACAUUAGAGAAUCACACGGCUUCAGUAGGUACAGGGGAUACUUGGGAAAAAUAAAAAAGAUAGCAGUGUGACUGAGAAUAAAGUACCCUGGAUUGGUGCAUUUUUUUUACACCAACCUAGGGUAGCAUUUUAGCAAUUAGAUGCACUGAAGAGGAAUGAACAAAUUGGCACUCAGUAAUUUUACUUUUACUUCUCCUUUAAUAUUUUGAGUCCUCUUCUUGGUUUCUGUCUAACUCAUUUAAUAUUAUGAAUCUCUGUUCACAGCAUCAGAGUAUCUCAGACAGGUUAUCUGGAGGUAGAGAAAGGCAUAACUCGUGUAAAGAGGUUUUCAGUUGCAUUUAAUGUAUAAUUUCUCAUUGUUAACUGUAGGUGUUACUCUGCUGUAGGCUGUGCACCCAAAGUAAUCAUGCACUACGAGACACAUGCUAAAGUUGUAAAUCCUGUCAUAGUCAUUGCGGUUUUAAUUACGCUGCUGGAUGUCACAUUCCAUAAACUGUAUAAUUUGAGUUCUACUCAGAAAACGCAGUGGUAAAUACAGACUCGUUUAAUUUAUAAAGCUCCAUUUAAUAGGACUAAAAUCUAUUUUAUGAAGUAGAUUUAAAAUGGUUCUUUUGGCGCUAAUACAUUUUAAUGUUUCCUUUAGAUUUUUCUCCAGAUCUAUUUUAAGUGUUUGCUUUGUGUUGCCUCUGUGUGAUAUGUUUGUGAAGCCGUGUUAGUCUAUUUAUGUUGAAUUGCUGUUGGACUGUUUUGUGUGUGGAUGCGUGUUCUUUUCUUGUUUUGGUAUUGCAUGUUAUUAAAUGUUUGCCCUGCCUUUUAAUAAAAAGGUUACAACUCUUA